CCAGUCGCGACGCUCACUUACACAGCAUGACCCAACCAUGACGAUGACAGAAUCAGGUGGAGCCUUUCUGGACCUUCUUCCAGCUGGUUGAGAUUGGGCCUGGCGGCAUGCUGACAGGCUAAGGUUUUGCGACCUAGGGACUGCCGUCUCGCCGAGGACGCCCCGGUUCCCAACCGUGUUUUUCGUCAUACCGAGUCACACCCACCAAUCUGGCAUGCCACAAGCUGUUGCUCCGCAGAGUGCUCCGCCAAGGAUGUUUCGAAUCGAGCCUUCAUCUUGCACAACUUGGCACGCCUGGCACGCCUGGCACACCUAGCCCUCCGAUUCAUGUCAGCUCUCGACGCGCCUACAGCCCUCUCAAGUCCCACUUCCAGCUCGAUUUCGAGCUUCAGCUUCAGCCCGGCUGCCCUGUUACGAUGCUGUCAAUAAGCCGCGACAUCCGUGAGAGGAUCAUGGUCCGCUUUGCUGAGGCGGCCUCGCUCGACCAUCACCAACAAUCCUGCCCAUCCACGGUAGUCAGCGAAGUGCAUACCACCACCGCAUUUACUCUCGCCCAUUGCGACGGCACUGCAGCUGCAACUCGUUGAAAACGGCAGGCCCACGUCAGUGAUGAUACCCUCAGUCGCAGUCGGUGCACCUUCUGCUGUGGGGGGGCACAGAUACGGCCCGGCAAUCUGUCGUGGGUAGGGGCUAGGAUAUCAACAAAUAUUCUGGUGGAGCCGCAUCGUGCUCGCCAUAGCCAAAUGGAAUUCGCAACCAUUCACCAUGCCCAGAGAAUGCACGUUGGCAGUGCCGGAGUGGCAGAGCGGUCUUGACGGGCCAUCCGAUCCUUGAUCUCCCAUGUCCCUGCAAGUGGCGCCUGAUACCCACGUCGCAAUCAAGAUCGUGGUCGUAUCUUCGGGAGUAUUCAGAGGCCGCCCCCACCCGCGCUGUCACGCAUUAUAGCUCCCGGCUCUGUGCCGUUGUGGCGACGGCCCUAGCCUGAGGACCGUCAGGUACCCGACAAGCCACCAAGCCACCAAGCUACAAGCCCGCCGAUUCCACCUCUAGAAAUCCCGCUCUGGCUGUCCGACCGAACGCCCGUUGCAUCUAGAACACGGUACUUCCCCGGCAGUUCCAUCUCCUAAUGCACGGUGACAUCGAAGCCACUGGCCACCACUGUGGGCGCCGCUUGAACCUCGCUUGCCUCUCGCUUGCCUAGACUGCUAGAUCUGCGUUGCCGUGCUCAGUGUAGCAUUUUUGUCGAUGAGGGAGGGGGUGACAACCAACAAAUAGGCUGCCAGGGCUGCGUCGGCCACCACUUUGGGUUACAUCCAACAUCUCAAGGGCUGCAACCGCGCGUUGCAUCAUCGCGACAACUCUCGGUUUGCCUCUGGCCAGCGCAGCGCAGGUGUGAGAGGUUUGAGCGACCAUACGUCAAUGCAGGAACGCAGUCGGAACUUCUUCACCAUUCCCUUUUAGGAACUAUGGAGCACAUGUAUGCACGAAAGCGGUCCCGGUGGAACCCCUGCCUGCUUUUGCCCCAGAGAGGUACCGACAGGCCUCACAGGCUGGCAGGAAGGCCUUCAUGUACUUGUGAUUGACAGGCACGGCGCACCUUCAGAUCUUGUACAAUGCGUCGCAAUCUGCUGCCAACGGUUCCACAACGCUCCCACCCUUGGCUGCAGGAUCUUCUAGGCUAGACAGACUCUUGCCAGAUAGCGCGCGGCCACAGCAUCGCCAUAGGGCAGAGCCGGGAGCCUCCCUCGCCGAUAUCAAAUCGUUGAGUGCGACCACACUUCGAAAUCUGGCCGGAGGUCGUCCCGUAUGGCCCAAGCUCCCGCACGGGAUGAGAUGUGUGAUUUCAGCGAAAGAGCCGCUGCUUUUCCUUGUCUGAGAGUCAUUCUCAGUGGAAACUCACUAUUCGACGCCCUCCAAGGCCCGUCCGGUAGCAUCGGCUCAUGUAGGGAGGAGGACAAUGUCAUUGAUAGUGAUCGGCAGAAAAGGAGAAAGAUUCAAAUAGACCCCAUGUGUGCGCCAUGGCGACCAGCCUGCCCCACGGGGUCCUCUUCUUCCCUAUCCCACCCUUCCUUUCUUCGAUGAGCACCAAUCUUCGUCCUGUGGCACUCUUCCUCUUCCACAAUGGCGUCGACAAUGCUCCCUUCUGUUCUGUCAUGUUUCAUUUUCGCUCUGUGGCUCGUCGGGACGGUCGCAUUUCCCUUCGAAGCCUCGCUGGCCGACUGGAACCUGAACCAGAACCCAGAGGCAACCCAUCCCCUUGAAUACUGGGGAGAAUGGGAGGGCCAUACCUAUACUCCGUCGCCAGACAACUGGCGCAUGCCGACCUACACGCUUGCCUUGGAUCGAUUCGCAAACGGUGAUCCAUCCAACGAUGACGCCAACGGAACUCAAUUCGAGCAUAACUGGAUGGCCAACCAGCUCCGGUUCGGUGGAGACCUCAGAGGCGUGAUCGAUAACCUAGACUACCUCCAUGGCAUGGGCAUCAAGACUGUCUAUCUCAUGGGGAGUCCUUUCAUCAACCUGCCUUGGACAGCCGACAGUUACAGCCCGUUGGACCUCACCUUACUUGACCAACAUCAUGGCCGGAUCCAGGACUGGAGAGAUCUCAUUGAUGCCAUCCAUGAGCGAGGCAUGUAUGUCAUGCUCGACAAUACCAUGGGAACACUGGGCGAUCUUGUGGGGUUCAAGGGCAGCUUGAAUCAAACUGCUGCUUUCCAGUGGGGCGAGUAUGAGUACGUGUGGAAGCACGACCGACGCUAUGUUGACUUUGCGCCCGGAAACGAGAUUGUCGACUGCACCUACCCGCGCAUGUGGGACGAUGACGGUUGGCAAAUCACCAUCAAUCAGACCACUUGCCGUGAUAGCGAGUUCGACCAGUAUGGCGAUUCUGCCAACACUGGCCACGUCAUCGUGUACGAGAACCAGCUGGCAAAGUAUGGUUCGGUGCAAGACAGGCUUCGCGACUGGCGCAGCGAUGUUCUUGAGAAGAUCAAGCACCUGUCAUGCAUGCAGAUCGCCAUGCUCGAUAUUGACGGGUUCCGAAUGGACAAGGCACUCCAAACGACCGUAGACUCGCUGGCUGAAUUUUCUGACUAUCAGCGUCAGUGUGCGAAGCGAUACGGCAAGGAGAACUUCUACAUUAUUGGCGAGGUCGUGGGAACAGCUGCCCAAUCUUCAGUGUACACAGGCCGUGGCAAGCAACCCAACCAUUACACCAACAAUGCCACCGCCGCUGCUUUGUCAACAAACUCAACAGAUCCUGACAACUUUAUUCGCGACCCUGGGAUGUCUGCUUUGGACGGCACCGCAUUCAGCUACAUCGUCUACGGUGGCAUGACCAGAUUCCUUGGACUUGAUGGCUACACUGGUUUGGACGGGACAGACUUCGUGGAGUUCUGGAACCAGAUGCUCGUACAGAACGACUUCGUGAACGCCAACACGGGCAAGUUUGACCCGCGAGCAGUUCUCGGAAUGACCAGCCAAGACGUUUUCCGCUGGCCAGCAAUCAAAAACGGUACUCAAAGACAGCUGCUCGGACAGUUCAUCACCACCCUGGAGGUCCCUGGUACACCAGCCCUUUACUGGGGCGAAGAACAAAGCCUUUACCUUCUUGACAGCACCUCAUCUAAUUUCCUCUACGGGCGCCAGCCGAUGAGCAGCAGUCCGGGCUGGCAGCUUCACGGCUGUUAUCAUCUGGGCGAUGUGACCUACGACGAAAGCUUCCCGGAUGGCCCAGCGAGGACUGGCUGCCACGACGACGCCGUCAGUCUUGACCACAAAGAUCCAUCGCACCCCACAAGGAACGUCAUCAAGAGGAUGUUUGAGAUGAGACAGCAGUACCCUGUGCUCAACGAUGGGUACAUGCUCAAGACCUUGUCGAAUCAAACCAGUGAUGUCUACCUCCCAGCAAGCGCAAACAUUCCCAGCACCUUUGGUAUCUGGAGCGUCUGGCGCCACCAGUUGGAGGGUGCCCAGAACUUGGACACUGCCGACGUUGACGGAAAUCACGGAGUCUGGCUGGUUUACUCCAACCUGAACAGGACUGAAGAUUUCACAUUCGAUUGUCAAGACGAGGCGAGUGCGCUGGUCUCUCCUUUCGCGGUUGGGACCACGGUCAAGAAUCUCUUCUAUCCUUACGACGAGCAUGUGCUGGGAAAUUCAUCAGCCACUGUGGAUGGCCUUUCAGGCCCGCGGGGAUGUCUUUCCAACCUCACCAUGGAGUCCUGGGGUUACAGAGCUUACGUGCCCCAGGCAAGCUUCAUCAACCCGGCUCCGACAAUCACGCGCGUUGUUCCUUCACACGAUGAAAGGCUUACGGCAUCUGUCGAGGUCGGCGAGAAGCAGAGUGUUCCGAUUGAGAUCCACUUCUCCCAAGUUAUGGAUUGCGACUCUGUUGCUAGCGCUCUUUCGGUCAAUUCCACGUCGUCGGAUGGGACCGUAGCCCGGAUCAGCAGAGACACUAUUUUGUGCACUAGCCUUGACGCGGCUGAAGGCACGCUAUAUGUGGGUCAGCCUGCCGGUCUCUGGAAGAUCACUGCUGAUCUUGAGGAUGUGUCGCAUGGGAUCCACUCCCUCACGAUCACCAACGCCUCCACCGCCGAGGGGAUCUACACUAAUGUGAUCGAUCGUUUCAUGUUCCGGAUCGGCACCAGCGACAAUCCCGUCGUCUUUCCCCAGACAGGGAACUACUCCAACAGCCUUCUGCACCGCGACGAGUCCACCAACCAGCUCUAUGUCUCACAGCAUGCCGCCGGUGCAGACAAAUUCCGAUACUCGACCACUUGGGGGUCAAGCUGGAGCAAAUGGCUCGACUACACUAGUGAUAAUGUCACCCUCGAUGGUCAAGCUUGGUCGGGGACUUCGAAGCAAGCUUGGGAUGGCGAGCACGUGAUGAUCCAAUACUGGAGCAGCUUGGCUGGCAGCAGUGAUCACGUGCAGCACGGCGACCUGGUACAGGGCGACUCAGCCUCGCAUAAGCCACGUCGAUGGCCACAUGCUUUCAUCCUCGGGUCAUGGAACGAGUGGGGAUAUGAUGAUGGCCUCGCCAACAGCAUGCGCCUAACCCAUCCCACCACCGAUGACGGAAACUCUACUGGUAGCAACUGGUCCUUCGACCUCGAGGCUGAGUGGCCAACUCAUUUUCAAGUCAACGUUUGGGGCGUGAACCCGAACGGGUUGCCAGACAAGACUGCGCAGUUCGGCGAUGUCGAUGGCGAUAAUGUCCUUGACUGGCUAAAGCCUGAUACCCUGGCAGACAAUGUCAUCAACAUCACCAAAGGCCCUGGGAUGCCGUAUGUUGGCUGGCGUCUUCUGGUCAACGAUGGAAACUGGAAUUACCGGCUAGUGCCCACUGGGUCUGGGUGGUAUCAGUUUGUGCUCUCCCUUCUGCUGGGAGUAGUACCACUCCUAUGCGCCUGCCUUGCCCUGUGGACUUUCAAGCGAUCGUACUAUCAGGUCAAGCUCAAUCAGACAGGUGUCAACACGAGCGAUGGCUUCUGGAAGGAAACGGCAUCCAAGUUGAAGCGGCCCGAACGUCUUCGAGAGAUGACCCAGAAGGGGAAAUCAACAGCGCUUGAAUCAUCAGGUGCUGCGACAACAGCCUUGGCUGAAGCCUCUCAGGCCCCUCGCCGUACUACUCUCAUCGCCACCAUGGAGUACGAAAUUGAGGACUGGAACAUCAAAAUCAAGAUCGGUGGUCUUGGAAAGAUGGCUUCCCUAAUGGGCAGUUCUGCUCUUGCCCAUCAAAACCUUGUCUGGGUAGUCCCAUGCGUUGGAGGCAUCGAGUAUCCCGUCGACACUGUCGCCGAGCCCAUGGUGGUCACAAUCAACAAAGCCCGGUACAUCAUCAACGUCCAAUACCACCAGGUCCGCAACAUCACAUUUGUCCUGCUAGACGCACCUGUUUUCAGAGCCCAGACCAAGGCCGAUCCUUACCCUGCUCGCAUGGAUGACAUCGAGUCUGCUAUUUACUACAGCGCUUGGAACGCGUGUAUCGCGGAGACUCUGCGUCGCUUCCCCAUCGACCUGUACCACAUCAACGACUAUCACGGCACACUUGCACCGCUCUAUCUACUCCCCAAGACGGUGCCGGUUUCUCUGUCACUCCAUAAUGCGGAGUUUCAGGGGAUGUGGUCUCUUCGCACGAAAGGGGAGAUGGAUGAGAUCACAGAGGUCUUCAACUUGCCCAAAGAGACAGUCAAGACAUACAUCCAGUUCGACAAGGUUUUCAAUAUGCUCUACGCGGCGGCCAGUUAUAUCCGCCAGUUCCAGGGCGGAUUCGGCGCCGUUGGUGUCUCCAAGAAGUACGGUGCCAGGGCCUACAAGCGGUAUCCCAUCUUCUGGGGACUGCACGAAAUCGGCUCUUUACCAAACCCAGAUCCCGAUGACAUGGCUGCCUGGCACGCUGGCAUGGCCAAGGAAAUUGGGAACAUGGAUGUCGCCGUCGAUGAGGAAGCGGAGGAGAAGCGGGGCGAGUUGAGGGUGCAGGCCCAGAGAUGGGCUGGCUUGGAGGAGAACCCAAACGCCCAGCUCUUCGUCUUCGUCGGCCGUUGGUCCCUGCAAAAGGGGAUUGAUCUUAUCGCGGACGUCUUCCCUGCCAUCUUGGAUAAACACAAGGAUGUGCAGCUCAUCUGCCUCGGUCCCACGAUCGACAACCACGGCAAAUUCGCCGCGCUCAAACUCCAAAAGACUAUGGAGCGAUACCCAGGUCGGGUUUACUCCAAGCCUGAGUUCGUUUCGAUUCCUCCUUAUGUCUUCAGCGGAGCCGAAUUUGCCCUCAUGCCCUCACGAGACGAGCCAUUCGGGCUUGUCGCCGUUGAGUUCGGCAGAAAGGGUGCGCUUUGUGUGGGGUCUCGAGUUGGCGGCCUGGGCCAGAUGCCCGGGUGGUGGUUCACCAUUGAGUCGACUGAGACCAAGCACUUGUUGCGACAGUUCAAGUCUACCAUCAAAUCUGCCCUUGCUUCUUCCGAGGAGACGAGGCGAUUGAUGCGGGCGAGGUCGCUGGUUCAACGUUUCCCGGUGAUGCAGUGGGUGCAAGAUCUUGAUACUCUGCAAACCCGGUCUAUCGAAGCCCAUGACAAUAUUGGACGAGGCUCGGCCUUCAACCUUCUCAUUCCCGGAACGCGGUCGUCUUCGGUCACCUCACUCGCGUUGCAUCCCCCGCAACCUGCCCCAACACUGCCCAACUCGCCCACUAUCAGCACCCCACAGACCGCGGCUUCAACAGCUUUUCCAAGCAGGGCCGGCAGCCGAGCACCGAGUCCCACUCGCGGCUUCAGCAGCUCUGCGAGGCGAACACUCACUCAUACUCCAUCGAUGCUCUCUAUUUCAACAGCAUCUGAGCCCAAUUCGGGGGCGGUGACUCCUAGAACACCCACUGCUACUUUUGCCCCUCGGAACAAGUCAUUCUCCGCCUUGGGCAAGCUCUUGUCCAAGAGGCUGGACGCGCUGGCAGAGCUUGACAGGACGCAGUCACAGAUGGAGGCCAAUGAGUUCCCCGAAGAGGGGCAGGGCUCAAACAGGUCAUCGUCGGGCAAUGAGCAUGACGAGUCACUGACCCACAGCCUGCCAACUGCCAACCAAUUCGUCCUGACACUCGACACUGUCGUCGGCGGACGGAAUGAUUUCAAGCUGCAGAACGUGGAGCCUUUCUUUAACGACCCCAAGGGUGAAUACUACAGCUCUUUCUCAAAGCUCAUCGAUUCGCACAAGGGCAACUUGUCCUCGGACAAGCUCUGCGUGGAGGACUACAUCCGCUCCUCUGAGAAAAACUGGUUCGCCCGCUUCCACGACGCCAAGCUGGGCAAGAUGCCGAAGCCUGUUGUCAGCGUAUCCUCGAGGUCAACCUCGGCCGCCAGCAGCCGUGACGACGCGAGUCUCCCGAUUAAUGAGUUCAACCUGAGCCCCGACUACAAGCCACCAACCGGUCUGAGGAAGCUCAUGCUAGCCAAGAUUGGAGACUGGCCUCUCUAUGCGUUCCUUUUGGCCCUCGGACAGAUCAUCGCCGCCAACUCCUACCAAAUCACCCUGCUCACUGGGCAGAAUGGACAGAGUGCCCAGCAGGUGUAUAUUACCUCGGGCAUAUACCUUGGCGGCUCAAUCUUCUGGUGGAUCCUGUUCCGCAACCUGAAGCUCUACAUCUCAUUGUCACUGGCAUUUGUCUUCUACGGUGCGGCAUUCCUCGUUCUAGGUCUGAUCCCUUUCGCGACCUUGCCGCUCAACAUUGUGGCCUUGCAGUACACUGCAACCGGUCUCUACGCUGUCGGCUCGGCAAGCGGAUUCCUCUUCUUCACGCAGAACUUCCUCACCGAGGGCGGUAAUCCAGUCCGGUCGUGGAUGUUCCGAGCCUGCACCAUCCAGGGCACGCAGCAGAUCUACAUCGCGGCGCUGUGGUACUGGGGCUCGUACGCCACCAAGCUGCGCAACAGCGGCUACACGCUUAUCUCGUCGUCCUCUCGCACCGUGACGUACGUGACGCUGCCCAUCGCGGUCCUGCUCUGGGUCGUGGCCGCCGUGCUCUUCGCGGGCCUGCCCGAGGCGUACCGCAGCAGGCCGGGCUACGUCUCCGCCUUCUACCGCUCCGUCCUGCGCCGCAGGAUCGUGGUCUGGUUCCUGGUCGUCGCCGCCAUCCAGAACUACUUCCUCUCGGCCCCCUACGGCCGCAGCUGGAGCUACCUCUGGUCCAGCGCCGUCGCGCCCGCGUGGGCCAUCGUCGUCCUGGCGGUCUUUUUCUUCGUCGUCGUCUGGGCCGCCGUCCUCGGCGCCAUGGCCUACCUGUCCAACGAGCACUCCUGGGCGCUCCCGCUCUUCGCCAUCGGCCUCGGCGCCCCGCGCUGGGCCCAGCUCCUGUGGGGCACCAGCGGCAUCGGGCUCUACCUCCCGUGGGUGGGGAGCGACCUGGCCGGCGCGCUGCUCGGCCGCAGCCUGUGGCUCUGGCUCGGCGUGCUGGAUGCCCUCCAGGGCGUGGGCUUCGGCAUGAUCCUGCUGCAGACGCUCGGCCGGUUCCACGUCAGCUGGACCGUGUUUGGCGCACAGGUGAUCGGGUCGAUUGGGACCAUUGCUGCGCGGGCCAGUGCGCCCGAUAAGAUCGGCCCCGGCCCCGUCUUCCCCAACCUGGCGAUGAAUCUGUGGGAGGGCCUGAAUAAUGUGUGGUUCUGGGUCCCGUUGUUGCUGCAGAUCCUCGUCUGCGUCGGCUUCUUCAUUUUCUUCAGGAAGGAGCAGCUAUUCAAGCCCUGAGGGACCUGCAGCCUUAUGAGUUAUGAGGAUACAUACUGCAAGUGUCUUUGGUCUCUUACUCUCUUUUCGGCUAUAUACUUCGAUACCACUUUUGCGGGAAAUAUUUAUAGACAUAGACUUAUAUGGUCCGGUAUCUAGGCUGGCUAAUGUCGAUAUGUAAUGACCAUAAUGAAAUAUACAUAACCUCAUCCA
Diaporthe batatas is the source of this 9426-nucleotide messenger RNA. RefSeq lists its product as uncharacterized. Gene Ontology annotation, biological process: fungal-type cell wall (1->3)-alpha-glucan biosynthetic process. The record is from RefSeq and is a predicted model, not a curated record. NCBI's taxonomy places the organism in Eukaryota, Fungi, Ascomycota, Sordariomycetes, Diaporthales, Diaporthaceae. Gene Ontology annotation, molecular function: alpha-1,3-glucan synthase activity. Gene Ontology annotation, cellular component: fungal-type cell wall. Bases 2122 to 9234 code for a protein of 2370 amino acids. The transcript is spliced from 4 exons.